AUGCUUAUACAAACAGAGUUAGGUAUUAAAACUGAAAAUCAAAGUGGAAAAACAUUACCUAAAAAUGUUAACUCAAUAACAAAACCUUCUCGAAUCUCAUCCUUCUAUUCAAACACAAAAAUUAAAAUAAGAAAUUACAUUGCAAGCAAAAACGUUAAUAUAUCUCGAUUUUAUGGAGAGUUUAAUAAUGAUAAGAUAUUUCCAUUGAAAUAUUUUGAAAAAUUUUUCAAAACAGGAAGAAAUUUUAAUAUGAAAUUGAAAAUUAUGGUCACCUCAUUAAUAUUAGCCACAAUAAUCUGUUCUAUUGUAAAUUAUUCCUUUGAAGGGUUAAAGAAAAAUUCUAGAGGGCAAAAAAUUCGAUUUAAAACGGAAUUAAGUGGCGUAGAUCUCAUUUCACUAGCAAAUAAGAGAGAUGUAAGUGCCUUCCCAAUCUCAGAAUCAAUUUUGAAUGAUGAAAAUUAUGAAUCUUAUCAAGUUAAAGGCUAUAUCACUAAUCUAAAACUAGAAGGAUUAAUUUCUAAAAAGAAUUCUGAAGCACCACAGAAGCAAGAUACAAAGGGAAAAUUGGUUACAGUAAAAGAUUUGGAAUUAUUAUCAAGUAAAGAUUACAAAGAUUUAGUCGAGUGUGAUGAUCUUGAAUAUGAAGCAAAAAUAUUUUAUUCAAAAGAACAAAAAAUGAUAAAAGAUGACUUAAUUGGUGUAAGGAAAUAUUUAUUAUCAAAAGAUUUUGAUGUGGAGGAUAGAUUUAUUGCAGAACAUGUACAACAAGAAAACGAAAAAGAUAAGAGUGAUUAUGAAAUUGUAAAAAAAAGUUGGUUUAGAUUUGGAUCUUCAAGUGUAUGGAUGGAAAGUGAACAAUGCUAUAUAACUGUGACAAGAUUAAUGUAUUCGUCCCAUGGUUCUAAAGCUGGCCCUGAUAUCUCACUUAUAAGAGCUCAGGCUUUUGAUAGAAAUUGGGAAGAAAUUAAAGAUAAAAGAAUUCCAAAACACGAUAUCCAAAUUCCACAAAACAUUGACUUAGAAAUUGAGAAACUUGAAAGUGAUUACAGUUUAACAAAGGAUACAUGCAAAAUAUUUAUAUAUGACCCAACUAAAUAUGACACUUGUAUUGCUGAAAAAAAUAAGAUUUAUUUUGAAAAUAAAAGACGAAUGCAAAACAUUAUCGAUCAAUAUUUUGUAACAUACCCAACAGUAUAUAAAUUUCCAAUGUUAGAGAAAACACAAUUUGCUGGUUCAGAAGAUCCAAGAAUUGUUUUAAGAAAAUUUCACAAUCAAGAAGAACCAGUUGUAGUAUUUAAUAUGGAUACAAAACAAAAUAGGAAGAUGCAUGCUUUGUUUCCACAUCGAAAAUUAAAUCCUCUUUUAGAAUUAAACUUCGAAGGCAUGAACCACAUGGAAAAAAAUUGGGCACCAUUUUUCACUGAUUCUGAUAUAAAUACCUCAAUGUUUUCUCGAGGGUCAAUUCAUUUUAUGUAUCACUAUACUCCGUUAGAGAUUGUUAAAUGCUCAUUAGAUGAUGGUAUUUGUGAGAAAAUAUUUACAAAACAGACUUUAGGUUUGACAAAAAAAAAUCACUUUGGUGGUAUUCGUGGUGGUACACAAUUUGUACAAUUACCUUCAAUAAUACCUAGAAUUCAUGGCAAACAAAUCUUUGUGGGGUUUUCAAAAUUGCAUAUUGAUGAUUGUGGUUGUGGUAGUAAAUUUUACAGGCCAAUGCUAGAUGUUAUUAUAGAAGAAGAUGGCAUAUACCAUCAAGAGUUGAUAGUACCCUCACUAGAUUUUAAUAUUGAAGUUUUAGAUUGGUCGACAAAGUCACAUACUUGCAAUUUCUACAAUAUUCUUUCACCAAACUCUAUUGCAUUCUGGGAUGUAAUAAAACAGGAUCCCAAGACCAAGAAAUUCGAGGAUCUAUUAGUUUUUACCUUUAGCGAGGCUGAUGAAGUGUCAAAAGUGAUCAAUAUUAAGGGUUUAUUAGAGUAUAUUUUAAAUUUAUAUUCUACAAAGCAAAUUGAGGAAAAUUUUAUUCCCUCAUUUAAUAGUGAUACAAUUUUGGGUGAAACAUUACAAUGCGUUAAAUCUAAUGCAGAGCAAAUAUGUAAAAAUUAUGGAUUGAUACAUAAAGCAGAAGUAACGUUUGAAAAAUAG
Molecule: messenger RNA, 2145 nt
Organism: Henningerozyma blattae CBS 6284
Lineage: Eukaryota; Fungi; Ascomycota; Saccharomycetes; Saccharomycetales; Saccharomycetaceae
Exons: 1
Coding region: 1-2145 (714 amino acids)
Molecular function (GO): mannosyltransferase activity
Source: RefSeq, a predicted model, not a curated record